AUGGAUAAAGAAAAGAGUAAGAUAUCAAUGCAGUUGAUGAAGAAAGAAGUUGAAUUGAGAGAGCAUCAAAUUCCAAUAGAAGAACUUUGUGCUGAGUUGAAAACAGAUGUGAAUAUGGGGCAUUCGGAAGAGAAAGCAAAUCAACUGCUGAAAGAAUAUGGUUUGAACAUGUUAACACCGCCAAAGAAAAGAUCAGAGCUUGUGGCGGCAUUGAAAUGUUUGUUUGCUGGAUUUAAUUUCCUUCUGUGGCUUGGGUCGCUUGCAUCCGUUACAAGUUAUAUCAUCGAAAGUCAGCAGAGCGCUAAUGUCAAGUUGGAUAAUCUCUAUAUGGGAAUUGUUCUUGCGGUUGUCGUUGUGGUCACAGGAUUUUUCGCAUACUAUCAAGAGUAUAAAAGUUCUAAAAUUAUGGAAAGUUUCGCAAGACUGGCACCACCUACUACUACAGUAUUGAGAGAUGGCCAAAUGAAGAGAGUAGAUGCUACACUGAUAGUACCAGGCGAUAUUGUGUAUAUAAAAGCUGGUGAUCGCAUUCCGGCAGAUGUUCGUGUAAUUAGCAGUUCUGGUCUUAAAGUAGAUUGUUCGACAUUAACCGGCGAAAGUGAGCCGCAAAAUCGUAGUCCUGAGUGUACUCACGUGAAUCCAUUGGAGACUAAUAAUUUGGUACUUUUUGGAACUGGUGCUGUGGAAGGUAAAUGCAAAGGAAUUGUGGUGCUCACGGGCGACAGAACGAUAAUGGGACGAAUUGCUUACCUGACGUCACGCGUUGAUUCCGGAAAAACACCGAUUGGUCGAGAAAUUGACCACUUCAUUACAGUCAUAGGCGUCGUUGCCGCAACCAUCGGCAUUUCAUUUUUCAUAAUUAGUAUAAUUUACGGAUAUACGUUUGUGGAAGCCUUGGUUUUCCUUAUCGGUAUUAUUGUGGCUAAUGUUCCAGAAGGUAUAAUUGCUACUAUGACGGUCUGUUUGACUUUAACAGCUGUUAAGAUGAGAAGAAAGAAUUGUCUGGUAAAGAAACUGGAAGGAGUAGAAACUCUCGGUUCAACGUCUACAAUCUGUUCGGAUAAAACUGGUACAUUAACACAAAAUCGAAUGACCGUUACUCAUACAUGGUUUAAUGGUAGCAUUUCUGAUGUAAAUUUUCACGAAUCUACAUCUGAAAACAGUGAUCCUAAGGAAUUGAAUUUCGAUCGUUUUGUUGGAACAUUUGGCGCUUUCGUACGAUGUGCAGCGCUAUGCUCUAAUGCUACAUUCAAAGAUGAGAACCGCGACGUUAAAUUAUGGAAACGUGACGCGAAUGGCGAUGCAUCAGAAGUUGCUAUCUUGAAAUAUUGUGAAUAUACUUGUGGUAACGUAACUGCUUAUCGAAAACUUUAUCCCAAAAUCUUCGAAAUUCCGUUCAACUCAACUAAUAAAUUCCAGGUAUCUAUACAUAAACAGGAAUCUGAUGGUCAUUUUGUUUUAGUCAUGAAAGGGGCACCAGAACAAAUUAUUGAUCGAUGUAAAACGUACUUUGAAGACAAUGGAGAGAGAAAUUUAACUAGAGAAGAUUUAAAACUUUUUCAAGAUGCUUACAAAUAUCUUGGUGGAUUGGGUGAACGAGUAAUGGGAUUCUGUGAUUUGGAUCUUGACCCCGAGAAAUAUCGAAAAAAUUUCGUAUUUUGCACCGAUCCCCUUAAUUUUCCUCUUGAAGGUUUGCGAUUUUUAGGACUUAUUUCCAUGAUCGACCCGCCACGACCGGCUGUUCCACAUGCUGUUGAUCUUUGCCAAUCAGCUGGAAUCAAAAUUGUAAUGGUAACUGGUGAUCAUCCAUUGACAGCUGAAGCAAUUGCUCGACAAGUCAAUAUUAUCAGGGAAGGAAGCAUCACUUCAAGAAUAAUAAAUGAUGGCGAUAAAUUAAAAUGGGAAGAGAUAAUGGGUAAUGGUGAUAAAUGCCAGGCAAUGAUUGUACAUGGCGAGCAACUCAAGAAAUUGUCAGAUAAAGAUUUAAACUUCAUAGUAAAGUAUUACUCAUGUAUCGUCUUCGCUCGAACAUCUCCAAUUCAAAAAUUGCAAAUCGUAGAAGCUUUCCAAAAUGCAGGACAUAUCGUAGCUGUCACAGGAGAUGGCGUUAACGAUGCACCAGCACUUCGGAAAGCUGAUAUCGGCAUAGCAAUGGGAAUUGCUGGCACAGAUGUUUCUAAAGAAGCAGCUGAUAUGAUCUUGUUAGAUGAUAAUUUCGCAUCCAUUGUUACUGGGGUCGAAGAGGGUCGUAUCAUUUUCGACAAUUUGAAGAAGUCGAUAGCUUAUACGCUUACUUCGAACAUUCCAGAAAUUACUCCCUUCUUAUCUUACAUCCUCUUUGGUAUACCACUUCCGAUGAGUGUUGUCGCUAUUUUGUGUAUCGAUUUAGGAACUGAUUUGUGGCCAGCUAUAUCAAUUGCUUAUGAAGAAGCGGAAACAAAUAUUAUGGAGAGACCACCGAGAAACGCCAAAGUUGACAAACUUGUUAAUGCCAGAUUAAUGAAUUUUUCUUAUCUACAAAUUGGUAUCAUACAAGCGGCAGCUGGUUUCAUGACUUAUUUGAUCAUAAUGGCAGAAAAUGGAUUUCAUAUUCACCGCUUGCUUUGGAUCCGUGAUGAGUGGGAUGACUCAAUGGUGGACGAUCUGGAGGACAGUUAUGGACAACAAUGGACAUACAAGGCACGGAAAGAUUUGGAGCGCUGCUGUCAUGGAGCUUUUUUUUAUGCAAUCGUUGUCGUACAGUGGGCAGACUUACUAAUAUCAAAAACUCGUUACAAUUCAAUUGUACAGCAAGGAAUGAGUAACUGGGUUUUAAAUAUGGGCUUAAUAUUUACUGCAGUACUCAGCACGUUUCUUCUUUUCAUGCCUUACGUAAACAAAGUAUUCGGAUUGACGCCUAUCAGGCUUUCGUGGGCAAUGAUCCCAGUAUCAUUUGCAUGGUUGAUAUUUGUUUACGACGAAGUACGGAAAUACUUCUGCAGGACGAGACCUCAUGAGAUGAAAUAUUGGAAUUUUGACCUUGAGAAUAACUUAUACAAGGAAGACAUCUUGGUCAUUCUGAUUGUGACGAUCCAACGUAAGUUCAGCGAAACGGGGAGUGAAAAGGGCAUGAUGACAAUGGACAUAUCGAGAGUUCCAGUGGAGUAG
This is a messenger RNA of Brugia pahangi, 3147 nucleotides long. The record is from the annotation of a GenBank genome assembly. Lineage: Eukaryota; Metazoa; Nematoda; Chromadorea; Rhabditida; Onchocercidae.